Molecule: messenger RNA, 1802 nt
Organism: Orycteropus afer afer
Lineage: Eukaryota; Metazoa; Chordata; Mammalia; Tubulidentata; Orycteropodidae
Gene: SLC36A4
Product: solute carrier family 36 member 4
Biological process (GO): L-alanine transport; amino acid transmembrane transport
Cellular component (GO): vacuolar membrane
Molecular function (GO): L-alanine transmembrane transporter activity; L-proline transmembrane transporter activity
Source: RefSeq, a predicted model, not a curated record
CCUUGGCGUCGCCGUCCACGUCGCGGCGGGAGAGCGAGCACCGGGACGGCGGCGUCCUGGAGACCCCAGAGAGAUGGAAGCUGCGGCGCCGACGGCGGCCGAGGCAACGGAGCACGAGGAGCUAGAUAUGGAUGUAAUGAGACCCUUGAUAAAUGAGCAAAACUUUGAUGGCACAUCAGAUGAAGAAAAUGAACAAGAACUCCUUCCUGUUCAGAAGCAUUACCAACUUGAUGAUCAUGAGGGCAUUUCGUUUGUACAGACUCUUAUGCAUCUCCUUAAAGGAAAUAUUGGAACUGGUCUUUUAGGACUUCCAUUGGCAAUAAAAAAUGCAGGCAUAGUGCUUGGACCAAUCAGCCUUGUGUUUAUAGGAAUUAUUUCUGUUCACUGUAUGCACAUACUGGUACGUUGCAGUCACUUUCUAUGUCAGAGGUUUAAAAAAUCAACAUUAAGUUAUAGUGACACUGUGAGUUUUGCUAUGGAAGUGAGCCCAUGGAGUUGUCUUCAGAAGCAAGCAUCAUGGGGACGGAGUGUGGUUGACUUUUUUCUGGUGAUAACACAGCUGGGAUUCUGUAGUGUUUAUAUUGUCUUCUUAGCUGAAAAUGUGAAGCAAGUUCAUGAAGGAUUUUUGGAGAGUAAAGUGUUUGUUUCAAACAGUACCAAUGCAUCAAAUUCAUGUGAGAGAAGAAGUGUUGACCUAAGGAUAUAUAUGCUUUGCUUUCUUCCAUUUAUAAUUCUUUUGGUCUUCAUCCGUGAGCUAAAGAAUCUAUUUGUACUUUCAUUUCUUGCCAACAUUUCCAUGGCUGUCAGUCUUGUGAUAAUUUACCAAUACAUCAUUAGGAAUAUGCCAGAUCCUCACAACCUUCCAGUCGUGGCUGGUUGGAAGAAAUACCCACUCUUUUUUGGUACUGCUGUGUUUGCUUUUGAAGGCAUAGGAGUGGUUCUUCCACUGGAAAACCAAAUGAAAGACUCAAAACGCUUUCCCCAAGUAUUGAAUAUUGGCAUGGGAAUUGUUACAACUUUGUAUGUAACAUUAGCUACCUUAGGAUAUAUGUGUUUCCAUGAUGAAAUCAAAGGCAGCAUAACUUUAAAUCUUCCCCAAGAUGUAUGGUUAUAUCAAGCAGUGAAAAGUCUCUAUUCCUUUGGCAUUUUUGUGACAUACUCAAUUCAGUUCUAUGUUCCAGCAGAGAUCAUUAUUCCUGUUGUUGUAUCCAAAUUUCACACUAAAUGGAAGCAAAUCUGUGAAUUUGGGAUAAGAUCCUUCUUGGUUACUGUUACUUGUGCUGUGGCCAUUCUGAUUCCUCGUUUAGACAUCGUGAUUUCUCUUGUUGGCGCCGUGAGCAGCAGUACAUUGGCUCUGAUUCUGCCGCCUGUGGUUGAAAUUUUUACGUUUUCAAAGGAACAUUACAAUAUAUGGAUGAUCCUAAAAAAUAUUUCUAUAGCAUUCAUUGGAGUUGUUGGUUUCCUAUUAGGUACCUAUGUAACUGUAGAAGAAAUUAUCUAUCCAGCUCCCAAAGUCAUAGCUAACACUGCGCAAACUCUCUCUUUAAAUUCAAAUACAACGUGUUUGACACCUGGUUUGAAAUAGUGGAAGCAGAAUUAUGAGUCUUUUACUUCUGUCUAAAUUUGGAAAAUUAAAUUAGGAAAAUGCAUUGUCAUAUACUUAAAAAUAGAACCAAACCCUGCUUUCUUGUGGUACAAUAUUAGUAUUUUGGCAGUAAAUUAUAAUUCUUUGCCAUUCGUGAUAGAUCCUUUAAGUAUUAGCAAUAAUUUUUUAAGAAAUUUAAUUUUGAAAAUUGAAAAAA